CACUUAUUGGCACUGAUAGGUGGCACUGAUUGGCAGCACUAAUAGGUGGCACUGAUUGGCAUUGAUAGGUGGCAUUGACUGGCACUGAUGGGUGACAUUGAAAGGCAGCUCAGAUGGGCACUGGCACGUGGCACUGAUGAGCACUGGCUGCUGGCACUGAUGGACACUGACAGGUGGCACUUCUGGGGCCACACUGAUCAUCAGGGCACACUGAUCAUCACCGAUAACCGGCAUUUCCGUGUUUACAUGUGAUCAGCUGUGAUUGGACACAGCUGAUCACAUGACCGAGCCGACAU
Molecule: messenger RNA, 296 nt
Organism: Staurois parvus
Lineage: Eukaryota; Metazoa; Chordata; Amphibia; Anura; Ranidae
Source: the annotation of a GenBank genome assembly